Salvelinus fontinalis (brook trout) is the source of this 6479-nucleotide messenger RNA. RefSeq names its product solute carrier family 39 member 14 (gene slc39a14). Gene Ontology annotation, cellular component: membrane. Gene Ontology annotation, molecular function: zinc ion transmembrane transporter activity. Lineage: Eukaryota; Metazoa; Chordata; Actinopteri; Salmoniformes; Salmonidae. Bases 729 to 2198 code for a protein of 489 amino acids. The transcript has 11 exons. The record is from RefSeq and is a predicted model, not a curated record. Gene Ontology annotation, biological process: zinc ion import across plasma membrane; intracellular zinc ion homeostasis.
UUUUAACUGUCGACGUCACCGAUCGACCGCUUGUCACUGCUUCUCAUACAGCGAAUGGGCCGAGAAAUAAGAUCAUAUCUGGUCCAGCGUUAUCUUUGGCAUGGGAGAGAGAUCAGUAGCCUUUGUUGCAUUUGUGAUGCAUUGAAAAGGGGCCCUCUUUAUGGACGAUUGAUUGCAAUAUAUGCAAAGUAAGGAAGACAUCACACGUGCGGGAGUUAGUUAGCUAGCUAGCUGAUCUUCCCCAGCGGAUCAGGACUCGUAUCUGCAAAGCAUCUGUGUAGGAGUGCUGAUCUAGGAUCUGUCCAUAAAUCCAUAUCAUCUCAUUCCUUAUGAUCUAAAAGGCAAAACUGAUCAUAGAUGAGUACUCCUGAGACACUUUGUGGAUUAGGGCCCAGGUUGCGAUGUGGGAACAGUGAUGGGGCACUGGUGACCUCGUCUCCAGGCUAGCCUAUUUACUACAGCAUAUCAAGAGCCGUUGACUGCCCUGCUCUUUCUAUCUCUUCACUCUACUACCCAAGUCUGACGGAAGACCUAAGAGCUCUACCCUGUACCGAGGGCUCUACCCUGUACCGAGGGCUCUACCCUGUACCGAGGGCUCUACUCUGUACCGAGGGCUCUACCCUGUACCGAGGGCUCUACCCUGUACCGAGGGCUCUACAUAAGAGCUCUAAGCCCCGUCACACUACUCCGGUUGGAAGAGCCGUAACCCAGCCAGUGGAGGGGUCAUCAUGACUCAGAGUCCCGUCCAUGGCUGCUCGGUCUGUGUGGCCCAGCUGACAGUCUUCCUCUCCCUUGCCCUGCUGUUGUGUCCCCUGGGGAGAGCGCUCGGCCAAGACCAGGCUUCUCCGGCCCAGGUGCUGCAGGGCCUGUUGGAGCGAUAUGGGGACAAUGCCACCAUCUCUGUCCCCCAGCUGCGCUCUUUGCUGGCCCGACUCGGUGCACCUGGCCUGGGAGACAACGGCACCACUGCAGAGGCGACAGCUCCACCGGCGCCGCCCAGAGUCAACCUGUCCAAAUGCUUACCUGGAGACACGCUGGCAGUUUACAGUAUGAACGAGCAGUCUCGUCUGGAUGGGCGUGGCCUACAGGAGCUCUGCCCCACCAUGCUUCAGCAAUUGGACUCGGGCGCCUGUGGGGUGGAGAAAAAGGAGGAGCUUAUCAUAGACCCGCCUUCCAAACCCACUGCUGCUGAAGUUUGGGGUUAUGGCUUCCUGUGUGUGACCUUCAUUUCUCUGUGUUCGCUGGUUGGGGCCAGUGUGGUCCCCUUCAUGAGGAAAACCUUUUACAAGCGUCUGCUGCUCUACUUCAUAGCCCUGGCCAUUGGCACCCUCUACUCCAACGCCCUGUUUCAGCUCAUCCCAGAGGCAUUUGGUUUUAACCCUAUGGUGGACAACUAUGUGUCUAAGUCCACGGUGGUGUUUGGAGGGUUUUACCUCUUCUUCUUCACCGAGAAGAUCCUCAAGAUGCUGCUCAAACCGAAGGAUAAGGGCCAUGCCCACAGCCAUUUCCCAGCCAACGGAGACAUGGAAGAGGGCGUGACAGAGAAGCUGCAGCAGAGUGGAGAGGUGGGGCUUAACCUGCCCAAGGUGGACGGAGGAGAGGGGGACCGCAUGCUCACCCCUGCACUGACCCCACCGGACUCUCAGAGCCUGGGUGGAGGAAACAGCAGAGGAGGCUGCUAUUGGCUGAAGGGUACAGCGUACUCGGACAUCGGCACGCUGGCCUGGAUGAUCACGUUGAGCGACGGGCUCCAUAACUUCAUCGACGGCCUGGCCAUCGGAGCAUCCUUCACUGCCUCGACGUUCCAGGGCAUCAGCACCUCCGUGGCUAUACUCUGUGAGGAGUUUCCCCAUGAACUGGGAGACUUUGUGAUCUUGUUGAAUGCUGGGAUGAGUAUCCAGCAGGCUCUGUUCUUUAACUUCCUGUCUGCCUGCUGCUGCUACCUGGGCAUGGGUUUUGGCAUCCUGGCAGGAAACAGCUUCUCACCUCAAUGGAUCUUUGCCCUGGCAGGGGGCAUGUUCCUCUACAUCGCCCUGGCAGACAUGUUCCCGGAGAUGAACGAGGUGAGUCGUGAGGAGGAGGAGGCGGGGGGAAGCAGCUUCCUUGUGACCUUCAUCAUCCAAAACGCGGGCCUCCUAACAGGCUUUGCCAUCAUGCUGCUACUGACCACCUACUCUGGAGCCAUCACUAUAGACUAGCAUUAUUAUUCACACAACUACACCCUACCGGUUUUAACCAGAUCCAACCGCUUUCAACUGUAAUGAUUCCCUUUGGAGCUGAAUGGAAAUGCCCCUCCCUCCCCAGGCCCCAUUUUGCCCUGAAUUCUCCCUCAGGACUUUAGAGACCCGGGGCUUCGGUACUAGUGCGGCGGGAACGCACCCUAUAAGACUUAAGCAGUUCCCAAAUGCAGUAGCUACUAGUACACUGGCUGGGAAAUCGGCCUCCCUCAUCUCUCUUGGGCCUUCUCUGACCCCCCCAGUACACUGGCAGGGGAAUCGGCCUCCCUCAUCUCUCUUGGGCCUUCUCUGACCCCCCUAGUUUACUGGCAGGGGAACCGCCCGCCAUCAUCUCUCUUGGGCCUUCUCUGACCCCCCCCUAGUACACUGGCAGGGGUACCACCCUCCCUCAUCUCUCUUGGGCCUUCUCUGACCCCCCUAGUUUACUGGCAGGGGAACCGCCCGCCAUCAUCUCUCUUGGGCCUUCUCUGACCCCCCCCUAGUACACUGGCAGGGGUACCACCCUCCCUCAUCUCUCUUGGGCCUUCUCUGACCCCCCUAGUACACUGGCAGGGGUACCACCCUCCCUCAUCUCUCUUGGGCCUUCUCUGACCCCCCCCUCCCCUCCCCCCUGCCAGCUAGGUGACUAGCCUAGAGAUCCCUUUCCCCUCUGUUCUAUGCCACCUGCAGGGACAGGAACGAGUCAUAGGCAGGGGGUAGGACCACCAUAUUAUCUCCUACGCUGAUGACCAACAGACAUGCAAUAUCUACAAACCAUUAUAAAAACACAGUUCAUAUAUCAACUAUACUAGGUAUAAAUAAAGUUAUUUAAUCAAACACUUCCUUGUUCCCCAGACUACUGAGAGACCAUUUUGGCUCUACAAAGACACUGCUGUUGUCAUGGAGAUCAUUCUGUCAUUGGUUAGUUUGGACAUGCAUGAUGAGCGUCGAGUUGGACAUUUUGAGCAACCAGGGGUGUAUUCAUUACGGAAACCGUUUGAGAACCAAACAGUAGCAAACAGCAAAUGGAACGAAACGGUAAGGGACCUACCAGAAUUUGUCCAAUAGAAACGAUGUGUUUUGUUUCUGUUGCAACAUGUUUUGUAACAGAAUCUGCGUAAUGAUUACACCCCAGGGUCCAGUGACUUGGAAAUAGUGUAUUUAUGUUACCCAUAUGCCUCUUGAGUGCCCAUGGGCCAAACUACGGUGGCCUCUGCAGCACAAUCAGGUAAUAGCAGUUGUAUUGUAGACAUCCUUGGACUUUCUCAUUUGUUCAUUGUCAGAGUGCAAACCCUUUUUUCAAUACAUACCAAAAAGAAAGUGUUUCAUAUAUAUAUGUAUGACACACAGAUCAACCGGAAAGUUGAGCAAGCCGGCGUGAAGAAGAACAAAUCCUUUCCCCAACAUAGGACUGAUGUGUGUCUGUGAGUAAGUAGAUGUUAUGUUUUACUUCAGGAGGAACCAGACAAACGCAAAAUGAGGACAGACAGACCAUUUAUGAUGGACUCCAUUGGGACUUGUUUUUCCUCCAAAAUGUGACAAAAGUGAAGAACAAAAACCUCCUGAUUUUGUCGCUUUCUGUCCUGGUUUCCUCGGCUGACAUUCUCUGCUAAGAUCUCAGCAAAUAGCUCCCUAUUAUAGUACACUUCCUAAAAUAAGGUUUUCUGUAGGGAAUAGAGUGCCAUUUUGGACAAAACAUAUGUUUGAUGGAUGGACGGACUAUGGUGGCACCUGAAGCCACGGUCUAUUUCUCCCAAUCAGUUCCCACAUCUAGCUAACCAUCUGUGCCCUUCAUAUGUUGUUGACUUGAUUUUUCUAAGACUCUUUAUCUCUAUGAAUGCAAUCCUCCAUUCCUUAUCCAUACCAUUGUCAUAUUGAGAUAACGUCUAUUGUUGUAUUAUUUGUAUGUAAUGAAUGAAUGGUUAGAAUCAGACUGUACUCAGAAUCAUAGUCACACUUAAAGGAGUAGUUCACUAUUUUACAAGAUAAUGUUCGAUGGUUCUUCACUCUGAACAUAGUCAAUGGGCCAGGAGAAACUGUAAUCCAUGGUUCGGUUUUCUUUAAACAGCCACAACAAACUUCAGCUAACUUUUGCCACACAGCUGGCUAAAAAUCUAUGGAAGUGAUGGGCAGCUUUUAAAAAGUAGAAUGUCCAAAUCACCCACAAUCAAUUCUAUAUUUUGUUUGCUGGAACUUUAAAGUGAUUUGGCCUUUAAAAAGAAAAAACAUGCUCACCAGCCCCUAUCACUUCCAUAGAUUUGUAGCUAGCGGUGGCUAAAGUUGGUAAUGGCUGAUUAAUGAAAACUGAUUUUUUUAUUUAACUAGGCAAGUCAGUAAAGAACAAAUUAUUGGGCCUCCCGAGUGGUGCUAGCUGUGCCAUUAGAGAUUCUGGGUUCGAGCCCAGGUUCUGUCGCAGCCGGCCGUGACCGGGAGACCCAUGGUGCUGUGCACAAGCCCUAACGCUGUCCGUGUUAGGGGAGGGUUUGGCCGACAGUGAUGUCCUUGUCCCAUUGCGCACUAGCGACCCCUGUGGCGGGCCGGGCGCAGUGCACCUGACACAGUCGCCAGCUCUACGGUGUUUCCUCGGACACAUUGGUGCGGCUGGCUUCAGCGUUCAAUGGGCAUUGUGUCAAGAAGCAGUGCAGCUUGGUUCUCUUGUGUUUCGGAGGACGCACGGCUCUCGACCUUUGCCUCUCCAGAGUCUUUACGGGAGUUGUAGCGAUGAGACAAGACUGUAACUACCUAUUGGGGAGAAAAAGGGUAAGAUAAAAAAACUGAAGAAUUUUAUGACGGCCUAUGGGUGAUAAGUUUCUCCUGCGCCAUAGACUACAUUCAGGGUGAGGAACCAUCUAACAAAGUUGUAAAAUAGUGAACUACUCCAUUUUUAAGAUGGUUUCUAUAGGGUGUUGGAUAAGGACAGAAACAUCUCGCUCCUUCAGUGACGUGAGGGUGUCAUUCAUGUAGCAAUGCCCAAACCACAUGGUUGAAUCUGUAAGGCUUGCCAUGUUUUAGCCUGUAACGAAUAACAGUUUGGUAGGCUGUUAUUCAGCUUCUACAAUGUCAACGGUUGAUUCGAUCAGGGAGUUAUGAAGCACUGUAUUUUAUUAGUGCGGUGGUCAUGACAAUGCUAUAGGGUUAUAUAACAAUUGAUAUGAAGAGAACAGUUGUUAUAGCUUUGCCAUCAGGGACCGUGUGGUAGUAACAGGACUGUAUGACCAGGAUGAUGCAGGACGAGUAGGCUUCCUCACUCAACAGAAUUUAGGGUUGUUAAUGAUUGGAAAGAAUGUAUUGUACCAUUAGCAGAUGCAAUUGUGUGUAAUAUUAUACGUGACCCCUAGAGGGAGACACUGCCUCUGAAAUGAACCAGCAUAGAGCAGUAGGGAAUAUAUUUUCCUUCAUUGAAUAUUUGCUCAGAGUUGUACUAUAGUUGCUAUGCAUUGACUUCAAUGUCAGUCUACAAUUUAUCUUGUUAUUAUUGGCAUAGAAUAGAGCAGAUUAAAAUCCUAAAGAUUAGGUGAAUAAUUGCUCUUCCCCUUUUCUGAGUUGAUCUAUAUGAAAUAAACCAUCGCAUGAAAUGAAUUAUGUACAAUGGCAACCAUAAUGUAUUGAGCGUUUUGAAACGGUUAGUUGUAUGGAUAAUCAACAUUAUUGUUUAAGCCAUAAUGUUUGAAAUGCAUUUUACAUUUUAAGUUUAUGCACAUUACACACUUUUUUGUUUUAGAAAUACAAGCCAUGUGAAACUAGACAAUGCUGCACUAUUUUUGUUGUAUUUAUUCAUUUUCUUCUUAGCGAUCAUUUUACAUUUUGCACAUGUAAAACAGAUUUGUUAGUCAAAUGGAUACAUCAAUACAACACUUCUCAAAUCAGAGUACAUACACAGGCAACACACAUUUCCACCUCGACAUGUUCAGUCUCCAUUUUGACAAGUCCAUACCUCCAUGCAGGAUUUUGCUGUCUGAAACACUUAAUUGUGUGUGACUAACCAGGGUUGGUGUCAAUUCAGAAAGUAAACCAAAUUCCAAUUCCGAAUGUUGUUAAUUGAGAAUUUGAUUUGGAAUUUCGGUGUACUUCCUGAAUAGAAAUGGAAUUGACCCCAACUCUGAUUCAAACUGACUUUAGACUCUUUAAAUAAGUUAUUUAUUGGUGACGUAAAGAUGUCUGACUCCUGUGAAUAGUGGUGUCAAGGAAGUGUUGUACCUUUUGCAGUGUGUUGUGGGAGCUGGGAACAUGUAUUUUUUUUUAUAAACAAUUUUCCUAAAUUAA